Striga hermonthica is the source of this 408-nucleotide messenger RNA. NCBI's taxonomy places the organism in Eukaryota, Viridiplantae, Streptophyta, Magnoliopsida, Lamiales, Orobanchaceae. The record is from the annotation of a GenBank genome assembly.
AUGGCCACCAUAUCAGCUUGCACCUCAACUACAUUGCUUCCACGUGCCGCCGCCUUCGUGCCCAAGGCAUCCGACGUGCGCCCCUCCGCAGUUCAUGGCUUGCCAUCGAGGUCGAGGAAGAUGGGGAAAGUUCGGUGCUCCAUGGAGAGAAAGCCAAAUGAGAGCUGCGAGCCGAAUAUGGGGAUGGCGGCUUCAUUGGCGGCGGCUUGUGUGGCAGCUAUGUCAAGCCCAGCCGCCAUGGCCUUGGUGGACGAAAGAAUGAGCACAGAAGGUACUGGGCUGCCGUUUGGGCUGAGUAAUAAUCUAUUGGGCUGGAUCCUCUUCGGUGUAUUCGGUUUGAUUUGGGCUUUCUACUUUAUCUAUGUCUCCAGCCUUGAGGAGGAUGAGGAAUCAGGGUUGUCCCUCUGA